Aphanomyces astaci is the source of this 1082-nucleotide messenger RNA. RefSeq lists its product as hypothetical. The record is from RefSeq and is a predicted model, not a curated record. Gene Ontology annotation, molecular function: S-adenosylmethionine-dependent methyltransferase activity. NCBI's taxonomy places the organism in Eukaryota, Oomycota, Saprolegniomycetes, Saprolegniales, Verrucalvaceae. The transcript has a single exon. The coding region runs from base 13 to 756 and encodes 247 amino acids.
CCUUGUUCCAACAUGCGACGUACCUUGGGCUGUGGAAGCGGUAGCGGCGGUGGGAAGGUGAAGCUUCUGCGCCGCCAUUUCUUCGACAAAGUCGGGAGGGAUUGGGAGAAAGCAUGGACGCAGCAGGUGACCCCAUGGGAACUACAGGGAGUGAACCCUUCGUUUGUGGAAGGCCUGGCACUGCUUCCACCUUCCAACAACGAUCCAAAAGUCGGCGGACGCCGCAAGGCGCUAGUACCUGGGUGCGGAUCUGGCUUUGACCUCUUGCACUUGCAUGCACAAGGAUGGGAUGCCACGGGGUUGGACAUCUCGUCCACAGCUAUUGACGUCUCGCGAAGCAACCUUGGAAGGGAUGCCGACUCCAUCACUCUGGUGCAAGCAGACUUCUUCGCUCCGUCGACUCCGUCAGUCCACCCCCACUCGUUCGACCUCAUCUACGACUAUCUGUUCUUUGCCGCCAUCGACCCCAGCAUGCGCGCCGCAUGUGCCGCGCGGUUCCACGCCCUGCUUCGACCCGACACCGGUCGACUCGUCACGCUUCUCUUUCCGCUGGCCCCACCACCUCUCCCUUUGUCAUAUUCUUCUAUUUCCUCCUCCACGUCCACAGAUCAAGGACCUCCCUACGUGCUCUCACUCGACGACUACCGCCACAUCCUUGAACCCGCGGGCCUCGUCCUUGACUCUACGCAUGUGCCGACGACUUCGAUCCCGCCCCGGCGCGGCCGCGAGCUCCUUGCAGUGUGGUCGCGGAGUUAGAACCCCAAACUCUCCUUAAGUCGCAACACCUUAUUCCAUCAACCAGUCUCAUGUUUGGGUUGUUUGCAUGACUCAUCAUCUUGAGCUACAUCUAAUGGAGAUACCGCCAUGGACGUCGGCGCUUGGUUGAGCGUCGCCACCAAUUCCACCGUUUGGUUGUACACGACAAAUCCCUUGUCCGUGUCCUGUGGGGAUGCCACGUCAUCGUAUACAGCGUUCAAGUAGUCGCCGUACGCAAACCCGUCGACGUACAAAAAUAGCACCAAAAUCAGCCGACAUCCUGACGUAAUGGCAUGCCCUAUAUAUAUAUAUACAUAUAUAAACAC